Molecule: messenger RNA, 2264 nt
Organism: Peromyscus californicus insignis
Lineage: Eukaryota; Metazoa; Chordata; Mammalia; Rodentia; Cricetidae
Product: lysine-specific demethylase 4D-like
Exons: 1
Coding region: 63-1448 (461 amino acids)
Biological process (GO): chromatin remodeling
Cellular component (GO): nucleus
Molecular function (GO): histone H3K9 demethylase activity
Source: RefSeq, a predicted model, not a curated record
CAAUUUGGAUCCAAGAACAACCUUGAGUCCCUGAUUAUCUCGGUCCCAGAGCAGCAGUAGCCAUGACAUCUGAGCACUGUGGCCCCCAGAGCCCAGGGAGUGCCAUCAUGACCUUCCGCCCAACCAUGAGAGAAUUUUCUGAUUUCAGCAAGUACAUCGCCUACAUGGAGUCCCAAGGGGCACACCGAGCUGGACUGGCCAAGGUCAUCCCACCCAAGGAGUGGAGAGCCAGGCAGUCCUAUGAGGACGUCAGUGACAUCUUAAUAACCAGUCCCCUGCAGCAAGUGGUGUCUGGCCAGGCAGGUGUGUUCACUCAAUUCCAUAAGAAGAAGAAAGCCAUGACGGUGGGACAAUACCGUCACCUGGCCAACAGUAAGACAUACCAGACCCCGCCACACCUGAAUUUUGAAGAUUUGGAGAGAAAAUACUGGAAAAGUCGAUUCUUUGGGUCACCGAUUUAUGGUGCAGAUGUCAACGGCUCCCUGUUUGAUGAGAACACUCAGGAUUGGAACGUGGCACACCUGGGGAGCAUUUUGGACCUCUUGAAGCAGGAAUGUGGCAUUGUGAUUGAGGGUGUCAACACGCCCUACCUGUACUUUGGCAUGUGGAAGACCACCUUCGCGUGGCACACGGAGGACAUGGACCUGUACAGCAUCAACUACCUGCACUUUGGGCAGCCCAAGACGUGGUAUGCGGUGCCCCCCGAGCAUGGCCGACGCCUGGAGCACCUGGCCAGGCAGCUGUUCCCGGGCAGUUCCCAGGGCUGCCAGGCCUUCCUGAGGCACAAGGUGGCACUCAUCUCACCCACUGUGCUCAAGGAGAAUGGUAUCCCCUUUGGCCGCAUGACGCAGGAGGCUGGGGAGUUCAUGGUCACCUUUCCCUAUGGCUACCACGCUGGCUUCAACCAUGCAGAGGCCAUCAAUUUUGCGACCCCGAGGUGGAUCGACUAUGGCAAGGUGGCUUCUCAGUGUAGCUGUGGGGAGGCCAGGGUGAGCUUCUCCAUGGACGCCUUUGUUCGGAUCCUGCAGCCUGAGCGACAUGAGCUGUGGAAACACGAGGGACGUGGAACUGUGGACUACCCAGAGGUCCCCUCGCACCCCAGUCAGGAGACAUUUACUCGGACUCAGAGGCAUCCCUGCGCGGGACCCCUCAGGUGUGUGGUGAGCAGAGCCCUCAACAGCUGCCCUUACACUAAGGUGGGCUCCGAGUCCCAGCGCCGUUCAACAUCCAAGCUUUGGGCUCCUCAAUUCACUGUGCCGCAGAGAAGAUUCUCCAAGCAAGCUUCGGGGGCCUCCCCGAUCUUCAUGGAUACUGCUGAUGCCAGAGCCCUGGACCUUUCACGACAUUCGCAGGCCUAUGGAAUCUUGGAUAGGAGCCCCCAAAUCUCCCUGCCACUCAAGAAGAUGGACUUGAACUCAACAGACACAGGUUCACCUCCUGCCCCUUAGACCUUUUGGCCACCAGGGGACAUUCCUAGUCAUCUGAAUCAACGGCUGUCGGAUAUGCGGACAACUGAAACUGUACUUUGGGUCCUGGAUUCAAGUCACCUUUUAAUUUGCACAUGGUCUCUCCCUCAGAAUUGAUGCAAAGGACGGAUCUGCAGUGUGUCGUGCGACUGCGUGAAGAGAAUGGAUGCUCCAUUUGACUGUGGUGUCAAGGACGGGGCUUUUGUAGUUUAGACAGGUUCCGGACAAUGGGACUCCUGGAUGGAGUCUUCUUCAUGUGGUUGUGGAGGUAGGCCACACCUACCUGCUGUGAUGGGAAGCAGCCAGCAGACAUCCUCGCAGCUUCUAGGCUGGAAAACCACAAGUCCAUGGAACACCUUAGAACAUCCUGUCACACCAAUUCUGGGUCAGAGGAAAACUAUAUGAAAGGAAAUGGCACAGUUCUGAGGAUGCCCCAUCCUUCCUCCUGCUCUGACAAUCGAUCCUUCAUGAGACCAUCGACUUGAACCUCCCACUGGAAGGAUGCCACAGGGAGAGAAGGCAGGUCUUGGGGCACUCAGCAUGGUUCCGAACAUGCAUGCACCUGCGACCUACUCACAUGGUACAGUCUUCAGAGCACCAUGGCCGUCAUCUGCAUCGGCACAUCUGGAAGGACCUGCACAUGCCCAUGAGUGCCCUGACUGACUUUCUGGUCCAGAAGCAGGGAGGCGGGAGAGACAGGUGUAGGCUGAUCCCUCCUGUAUUUCCUCAGCAUUUCCUUGUUCUUCUGCCCUAAUUGUCUCCUGGUCUCAGGUGGUGCUACAGAGGCUACAGUGUGGA